AUGGUUUACUCAAUCAGAAAUAGGGGUGUUGCCUUUCUUAACUGGAAACUUUGCAUUGCUGGGUUCCUUGGUGGAUGUUCCGCCUCAUACAAGGAGACUGUACUCGACAUUUACUCGAGGUUUUCCGAUUCAAGGCAUAACUCCCUUAACCCAGUGAAGAUUGAUUUUGAUGCUAAGCAAGUUUCGAUAUAUGAGCGUCUUUCACGCCAGGGUGCGCCGUGGAUCAAGCUUCGAUCCUGGGAAAACUUGGAUCGUAUGGUGAUUCCAAAGGAAACGGCAAAGUCCCCUUCAACGUUUAGAGGGGACCCUGAGCCAUCCACAUUGACUAACUCCACACUUGCUAGACCUGGUGGUAUAAUCAUAGAACCAACGAUUUUUCACAAUCCAGUUGAAAAAUGCACAGUUACCAUAGUUCAUGUUGGUGAUAAGCUCUGUGGAUAUCCAUUCUUAGUCCAUGGCGGCAUCUUGGCCACUUUAUUAAACGAGACCUUCAAAAGGAACGUAUCAUUAGCAGGCGAAGGGCUGAAAUUGAAGGAUGAUUUUAUGGUAACUACCCUAAGCAUUUCUUAUAAGGCUCCUGCGUUAGCAAAUCAAUUUUUGGUCAUCAAAACGACGGCAGUACCUUCGGAUCGAGACGGCUUUUUGUCUGCGAUAUCGACCAUAGAAACAACAAAUGGGCGCAUUCUUGUGAAAGGAAAGGCAAAUCUCGUGGAAACCGGAAGAGCUUCUAAACUAUUGAUUGAAUCUGAGUCUACUGUAAAGUUCGAUGACCUUACAAGGAUGGAAUCAGUUAUUGUUCCUCAUGAACGAGCCGUUAUGGACUCGGUGAUCCAGACAUGGAAGUUAGAUCCUGUUUCAGAGGGGUUUGGAGUUAAGAGGCUCCUCGAAGAGAUCAAACGUCAAAACGGCGAUUGGUCUUUAUCGGAGAAACGUUUGAAAUCCAUUUUGAAAAAGUUUAAUUUGCUUCCAGGAACUGAAUCUGAAGUAACAUACGCCAAGGAUAUAACAUCACUAGAGACUCCCGGACUUAUACUUCCAGAGAAAAUCAAACUUACCAUGACUUCCAAACGAGGGAAAGGACUUUUCGCCAAGCUGAAUAUAAGCGAGGGUGAGGUCAUUUGGGAAGAAGAGCCUUUGUUUCUUUCGAAGAACCAAAGGCUACAUAAUCUUAUGAAGCAUGAAGUCUCCAAGAUUCCAUUGGAGUCAAGAAAGGUAAUACCAGGGGCGCUCGUUUCUCUUUUGGACUAUUCGUUGAAAGAGCAAUGGAAUGCUCUUUAUGCAAUCACAGUUAUUACUGGAGAAAUAGUUGCUGAUGAAUCUGGUAUGAAGAAAGAGAAAUUCGACGCCUUAGCUCGUGUGUCGCAGAAGACUAGGACUAGAGCUUCAGCCAAUGGAUCGGUAUCGUCUGACUCUUCAUUCCUAGAUGGGCAGCAUGAGCAAUUAUGGGAAGAAGGUCAUGAACUUUUCUUAAAUGUUUUUCCGAAGUUGCGGCUGGUUUCGGAUUAUUCUUUUGAGAAUUUCCUAUUCAUGUUAGGUGCCUAUAACAUCAACAACUUAGAUUCCUCUAUUUUCCUUAUCCAGUCACACUUGAACCAUAACUGUGAACCUAACACAGACUUUCCGCCUCUCAACUUUCACGACAUGCGAACACCCAUGGCCAAGCAGAAACUCAGAAAUUUUAUAUAUGAAAAGUUGCGAUCCUUGACCGCAGAGUCGGCGCACAGGCAAUCAGACGAAAUCUUAAGAAAGCUCACAGCAAAUGUCCCAUUUAUGAAUGCAAAAACCGUCGGUCUUUACAUGAAUAUGCCAACGGGAGAAGUACAAACAAUGGAGAUUGUCAAGUUCUGUUUCCAAACUGGAAAAGACGUUUAUUUGCCGAGAUGUCACAAUGAUGGGAACAAGUCCCAAAUGGACUUCCUCCGAUUAGAAAGCAUGGAUGAGGUUUUAAAGUUGGUGCCCAAAGGCAAAUUUCGUCUACUCGAACCUACAUCCGGUUUAAAUUUGAUGGAAUCUGGUAAACUUGACGUUCUCUUAAUGCCUGGAGUAGCCUUCACGGAAAAAGGGCAACGCCUCGGCAGAGGCGCUGCGUACUAUGACAAAUUUUUAGCCACAUAUUUUGAAAGGCAUGGCCAUAAGCCCUACCUCAUCGGCUUGUGUUUCAAGGAACAGAUUGUACCGGAUCUUCCGACAGAAGAUCAUGACUGGAAUCUCGAUGAAGUCUUCAGUGGCGUGUAA
This is a messenger RNA of Candidozyma haemuli, 2235 nucleotides long. RefSeq names its product 5-formyltetrahydrofolate cyclo-ligase. Gene Ontology annotation, biological process: folic acid-containing compound biosynthetic process; tetrahydrofolate interconversion. Gene Ontology annotation, molecular function: protein binding; 5-formyltetrahydrofolate cyclo-ligase activity. Gene Ontology annotation, cellular component: mitochondrion. The transcript is spliced from 4 exons. The coding region runs from base 1 to 2235 and encodes 744 amino acids. Lineage: Eukaryota; Fungi; Ascomycota; Pichiomycetes; Serinales; Metschnikowiaceae. The record is from RefSeq and is a predicted model, not a curated record.